AUGCAAAAUACGAAAGGAGAAUGGCAGAAAGUAAUUACAAGGCUACACAAUCGCAAGAACUUUGCCAACUAUGACCUUGCCACGCAGGCUAUCCGGAAGCUGGGCUACCCGGACUUCUACAAAAACGCUACAAUUGUCGACGCAUACUCUGGGGCCGGCGUUUUUUCAGCAGCUCUUCAUAAUGAGCUAAACCCAAGCACGCACAUCAUCUUAGAACCAUUGAAGGGCUACUACAAAUUUUUAAAGAUCUUGGAGAGGCCGAAUGUUUUUGUUGAAGACCUCGAUCCGUUUCGCUGGGGCUCGUUUGGUACUCUUCGAGAACAGGGCAAGUUGGCCCCUGAAGAGCAGCCAUACAGUCAGGUUCACAACAAAUUGCUCUUUGUAGCAAACCUGUCGCACCCGCAAGGUGAGCAGCUCACUGCACAGUACCUCAAUUGUAUCUCGAAUAGAUCAUGGCUCGAGAAGUACGGAAGGGUUCGUCUGCUACUGUGGAUGCGGGCCAAAGUUGCAGAAAAGCUAGUUGCCAAUGCCGGAGAACUUGGCCGACACAGAAUGGCCGUACAAAGAGACUCGUGCUGCGAUGUGCGGGUUGUUUUCCACGAGCCCUUUUCCUCAAAGGCCAACUCAGGAGCCCAGGGGUAUCCUGCUUUAUUGAAAACUCCAUUGUGUGAAUACGACUACAAACGUGAUGUCAAGGCCCAGUCUCACUCGCCCUUGUCUCUGAUCGAGCUCACCCCUAAAGAGCAGGAGGUCGAGAAUCUUGAUGAGUUUGAGUAUGUGAAUAAAAUGCUCUUCAUUUCGCGAUCCACACCCCUAAGAGCGAGUCUGAACACCCUUGGACCAGGAGGAAGCGACGACCUGGCAGAGCCCUUGAAAGAUCUGCUAGACAAAGUGCCCACUGAUCUGACGAUCCCGGAACUUGAACGGAUUGUAAAGGCAUUCGUGAACUGGCCAUUUAGACCGGACUUUCUGCACAACUUCUACGAGGAGGCGUUAAUGGGUCGUGGCUCCAACGAAGACAAGCAUUUCUAA
This is a messenger RNA of Wickerhamiella sorbophila, 1032 nucleotides long. Its product is annotated as Mitochondrial transcription factor 1. The record is from RefSeq and is a predicted model, not a curated record. Gene Ontology annotation, biological process: transcription initiation at mitochondrial promoter. The transcript has a single exon. Lineage: Eukaryota; Fungi; Ascomycota; Dipodascomycetes; Dipodascales; Trichomonascaceae. Bases 1 to 1032 code for a protein of 343 amino acids. Gene Ontology annotation, molecular function: mitochondrial transcription factor activity. Gene Ontology annotation, cellular component: mitochondrial DNA-directed RNA polymerase complex; mitochondrial matrix.